Ascoidea rubescens DSM 1968 is the source of this 2270-nucleotide messenger RNA. RefSeq names its product serine C-palmitoyltransferase LCB1 (gene LCB1). The transcript has a single exon. Gene Ontology annotation, cellular component: endoplasmic reticulum. The record is from RefSeq and is a predicted model, not a curated record. Gene Ontology annotation, molecular function: pyridoxal phosphate binding; serine C-palmitoyltransferase activity. NCBI's taxonomy places the organism in Eukaryota, Fungi, Ascomycota, Saccharomycetes, Ascoideales, Ascoideaceae. Gene Ontology annotation, biological process: ceramide biosynthetic process; sphingosine biosynthetic process. The coding region runs from base 111 to 2081 and encodes 656 amino acids.
UGCUUCUUCUUCUCGACUGUGUCCUACUGCCUCUUAUUGUUUCUCGUUCUUUCUCGCUGAUCUUCUAGUACUAAGCCUGUCUCUUGUCUUCUCUGUCGUUCUCUUGGUUAAUGAAUUCCACCGUCGUCACCUCUCAUUCUAUUAUUUUGCCAGAAUGGACCAACGAUAUAUUGUUUUAUUCCUUUGAAAUUUUCCAAAAACUACUCAAGCUAAUUGAGUCUUUGCCUGGUGGUGUUAUUUUGAUCAGGUACAUCAAAUCCUCCUACCAAAAUGAUCCAUUCAGAUCCAUUUUGGAAAUUUUCCUAGUCUUGUUUGCGUUGAGAUACUUUAUUUCUCCAAAAUAUUCAAUAGAAAAACAAAAAAAUAACCUACAUUUAUCCAAAAGGGAAAUUGACGACUUGUGUAAUGAAUGGGUUCCAGAACCCUUGGUUGAUGAUUUAACUCCAAGCGAAGCCUAUCUUUUGAAAAAUAUUCCAAUUGUAGAUGGCCGAAUUUCAAAUAAAAUCAAUUUAUUGGAAAACCCUUAUUUAUCCAAUUCUCCUCACAAUAAUGACAUCAAAUACGCUGAUAAUAAGCAAGAAUUUAAGGGCAAAAUCUCUAUUUCUGAUAACCUCGAAAACGUAAUUAACUUGGCUUCAAACGAUUUCUUGAAUUUGAAUAACAACCCAUAUCUCAAAUCAGAAGCCGCUAAGGUCAUUAGAAGUCGUGGUGUUGGUGCUUGUGGUCCUCCAGGGUUCUAUGGUACUCAAGAUAUUCAUGUUAGAUUGGAAAAUGAUUUGGCUGACUAUUUUGGUGCUGAAAAGGCCAUAAUUUACGGUCAAGACUUUUGUACUGCUGAAAGUAUUAUCCCAGUUUUCCUUAAAAGAGGCGACUAUUGUUUAGUAGAUUCAGGUGUAAACUUAUCAAUUCAAAAAGCGGUUAUCAUUUCAAGAUGCAAAGCUAUUUGGUUCAAUCAUAAUGACUUAAAUCACUUGGUUCAAAUCCUUGAAGACUUAAAGGACGAUCUCGCUAAUCAGAAAAACCCAAUUCCAAGAAAAUUCAUCAUAACUGAAGGUUUAUUUGCAAACACUGGUGACUUUCCUGAUUUACCAAAAUUAGUCCAAAUUAAAAACGAUUACAAAUUCAGAUUAUUUAUCGAUGAAAGUUUUUCUAUUGGUGUCUUGGGUAAAUCCGGAAAGGGUCUUUGCGAACAUUUCAACGUUGAUAGAAAAAAUGUAGAAAUUACUACGGGUUCAAUGGCAAAUUCUUUUGCAUCUGCUGGUGGGUUUUGUAUUGGUGAAAAGCCAAUGGUCUUUUAUCAAAGAAUCGCCUCAAGUGCUUACUGUUUUAGUGCAGCUUUGCCCCCAUAUUUAGCUAGAACCACUUCUUGCUCAAUGGAAGUUAUCUCAAAAUCCUAUCGCGAUCAAAUCAAUUCUAAUGGUCUAAAGAAAUCCAUUGUAUCCAAAUUGCAAGCAAAUUGUCAACUUUUUCACAAUGCUUUAUCCAACAAUUCAAAUAUCUUGAAUUUUUUCAAAAUUGUCUCAACAAAAGAAAGUCCUGUCAUUCACUUGGUUUUCAACAGCGAUUACAAAAAAAUCUUAAAAUUACCCAAUUUUUAUAUCAAUGAAAACAAUAAAUAUGCUAAACUGAUAAAUGAACAAUUAGAUGAACUAAACGAAUUCAACGAACCAAACAAGCUAAACGACAAAUCUGGCUCAAAUGCUGCUGCCAUUAAAUCUGAGAGAAUCGAUUACUACUCAAAUCCAACUUUCAAAAAACACCACACUUUAAAAGAAAUUCAAGCAGAAUUGUCUCCUUAUGACUAUUAUAAUAUUGAAAACUUUUUAAUCGUUAAAAUUGUUAAUAAAUUAUUAUAUGAUCACCACAUCUUAGUCUAUGCUUCACCAAGAAUUUUAAGACACGAAGUCAUUAAAAUGACUCCCGAUUUAAAAAUCAAUGUUCAUUCAAACUUAGACUCAACAUCAAUCGAAGAUAUAAUCAAUAAACUAUCUCAAGUCAUUUUGGAAACGUGUAAUAAUAUUAAAUCAUUUCAAGAUUUGAAAAAAAUCUUUGAUGAUGAAAAUGGAAUUUCAAAAUAUUAAGUAAGAACACAUUUUUUUUUUAAGUCUUCCUCCUAAUAUUUACUAUUCUUUCAUUCCUUUGUUUUAAUUUUUUCUGUUAUUAUUUAUGUUUUGAUUUUGAUUUUGAUUUGAUUUGAUUUGAUUUGAUUUUUAAUUUCUGAUUUUUUUUCUUGAAUAAUUUCUGCUUUAUCAUUCCAGUUGGGUUACUUG